Messenger RNA from Pocillopora verrucosa, 656 nucleotides. The record is from RefSeq and is a predicted model, not a curated record. NCBI's taxonomy places the organism in Eukaryota, Metazoa, Cnidaria, Anthozoa, Scleractinia, Pocilloporidae.
AUGCUCGACAACAAGGACGCUUUUCUCAUUCACAUUCCAGUGGGUUGAUAAAAGCUGCUAUGAUGAAAGUUUCGCUGCUCGUCCUGAGUGUUCUUGUAGUGAUACUUUUCUUGCACACCUUACACUACAGUGAGGCGUCCGAAAUCUCUCAAGUACUGGACAGAGAAAUUCGAGAAUUAAGAGAUGCUAUUGAAAAGAGACGAAAGCGUAAGCCCUGUGGAUUUACCUGGAACUUGAGGAAGUGUAAAAGCCGUGGAAAGCGGAGUUAUAGGGACAAGAGGAAUGGAAUAGCUCAGCAAUCAACAUCAUUUAGUUCAUUUGUACCCGAUGAUAUGGAUGCCUUGUUUAACGACUGGAUAACUGAAGAGUAAUGCGUCAUGAUAUACCUUCACAACAUUAAAAAUAUUAAUUUAGAGCGAAAUGUAGUAAUAUUGAAGCAAUCAUCUUGAUCACAUUAUUUGGCAUGGUGUAGGUAACCACGCCUAGUUAAAAAUUGUGAACUGAAUCGUGCAAUGUAUAAAGAAAUUAGCCCUCAUCACUUUUCCAUGCAAUGGUUCGUAAAUGUAUAGGAAAAGGACAUUAUCAUGAUUCUUUCAAUUAUAAUUUUUUCAAUUAUUUUAUUUUAUUAUUGAUAUAUCAACUAUUAUAGACCAACG